AUGCGCAAACGUAAAACGAGCCAUCAACCCAAUUUCAAGGCUGCACGAGUGGUAGUUCUCGGACAGGACGGUGUAGGAAAGUCAGGUGAGCUGGUUAUAUGCAACAAAUUCUGUGAACGUGCCAUACUGUUUUUUAUCACUUGGCAGGAAUGUUAACUGCCACUAUCUUAUCAGUAAGUGUGAUUUUUUUAUCGAGCUUCAUUUCGACUUUUUACUAUAAAAAGCAAUACGCACUUGAAAGUUCAAGUGUUUCAAUUUUCUUAAUUGUGCUUUCGGUAUAGUUCGCUCUCCAUUAACACAUUGUAGCCUGCAAAAAUCUCAGAUUUCGACCUUGGUUUUGUUAUGCUAUCAACUGAGUAAUUUCCAGAUUAAAGUUUAUGCGCUAAUAGAUUUUUUUUCUCAAUCAAGUUAGCUCUUCUCUAAGGUUACUCCAAAAUAAAUAUUUAAGCUUCUUAAGUGUCUGUAAUUGGAUUUUGCAAUAUUCACCGUAAUUAAAAUUGAUCGCUAUUUUCAUUUGCUAAGGUGCAAUAAUGCACGCGUUUAUAAUACGAAACCGUUUUAUUAGCGAUGAUCGUUUUUUUGUUUAUGUUUUCUUUCUUCAUGAGAUUAAUUGAAAUAAAUAGUGCCUUAGUGAAGCCUUAUUUAUCUACAUUAAUCAAUAUUAUUAUUACUUUGAAGAACAUUGCUGCGCAUUUUACGAGCUAAAAUAGAUAUUUUAGUGGGCUAAAGUGUAUUUUAGCCCGCUCGCGUGAUUGAUUGCUCGGGCUGUUUUGUCGUCAAUUUUUUUUUUCUUUCUUUUGCGGUUUUUAUAUGCGCAAUGCCCUACAUAGUGAUAUUGAUAGCGAUGAAGUUUUAUUCUUGGGCAUGAAUAUGUUUUCAGUCCUUCUCAGGGUCAGUUUACCACCUACCUACCGGCUCAGGAUAAAAUGGCCGAGAGUCAAACCCAGAACACAUUUAUGCCCACCCAAGAACAUAAACUCUAUCGGCGUAUAUUUUUGAAACUAAAGGUUUGUUUGCUCCCGUUCAAUUUAAACCGAAUCAUCAACAACCAGUCUUAAUCAAUCAAUCGUCUAAAUCUUUUGACCUGAAAUGCAGUCAAGCAACUCUAGGGAAACAUGCUCACUAAAAUGCAACCAACAUGAUUCAAUAAGAGAUAAAAGAAAGUUUUUGCUCCGUUGUCGAACAUGGCCUGACUCUCCAACGAAUUCUCUGUAGCUCGAUGAAAGAGCAUUCAACCGCGGAUUUCAAAGAUCUGGCUUUUGAAUCCUUGAUGAGAGAAACUCAUACUUCUUCCUUUUAUCCCACGCUAGUGACGAAAAAUCACUUCAGCAAUAUUUUUUGCGAGCUGUUUAAUCUUAUCUUCAAAUAACAGUUACUGUUCGGUAGUGCCUUCGUGUUAAUUAACAAUUUUCGUAUUUACUGACUAUUUAUUUGUUACGUAACAACUGAAUUGAUGGGCCAAAACAAACUUUGUGGCCGGAAGUUUAUAAAGAUGAAAAGAUAACAUUAACUUUGCGAUCGUUUUUAAGUCCGAAUUUUGGCUUAGUUUGCGUCAUCAAGAAAACAAAACUAUGUGUUCAAAAUCACAUUUUCCAAUCACAACGUUUUCUCAAAUUUUGAUUGAACAUUUAUGUUCGGGUCAAAUUGACAAAUUAACUGCGAAAAAAAAGAAAUUAACAUGACAAGGGCUGGAAAAAAUUUCCCUAGUUUUUACAAGCCGAGAAUGUCGACAUGAGAAAAACAACUCUAUUAUAUUCAGUUCAUUGAACAUGUAAGAGUUGAUCAAAAAAUUUAUUCUGUAGACAAAAUACUAUACCCCACCUAAAUGUUUAAUCUUAAUGAUAAUAAGAUAUGAAAAGCUGGCCGGGAAAUCAAUAAAAGCGCCUCAUUCCAAAUUAAAAUAAUUGUCUUCAAAGGGAUUCAUUAUAGAUCGUGCAGCAAAAUGGUCAAAGGAAAAAAUAUACAGCUUAUGAAAAUUUGAACAAAAGCUUUUCAUGAACUUUGCAGAGUUUUACUGAACUACUCGGUUUGUCGACCUCUUAUUUUUUCAAGUUAACAACUAUUGAAUCUUUGAAAUUCGUGUUGAAGUGAACUUUCCUAAUGUUCAACCAUUCUUCAAACUCUAAAGAGUCCAUUCACUUUUUCGAGCUGUAUUGAAAGUGCAUCUGAGGCUACUUCAUAUUGCUAAGUUAACUGAUUUUCUUUUUUCAUCUUAGCUGCUUUUUACAAGCUUGUCUGAUUUAUUCUUUUCUAUUGGUUACUUUGCAGCUCUCAUUGUCCGUUUUCUUACAAGAAGGUUUAUCACAGAAUAUGACCAAACGUUAGGUAGGUAGAACUGAUUUAUUUCCAUUCGUGGAAUUUUCGAGUCAUUUUGAUGAAACUUUGUUUAAACGAAACAAAGGCAACAUUUUUUUGAACGGAAUAAUUUUGGUUAAGUAAGGGUAUUCCACCAGUGUCAUGAUUGCACUUUCUGUUUACUUCUCAAAAAUCACGCACAUAUGUCUGCUAUUGGUCCAGAAAAACUUGCGCCACUUUCUUAACAAAUCAGAUGCAAAACUAAAACCAAUCACGACUUUGGUCGCCCGCGUUUUCCCGCGCUUUAGCGGGCAGAAUGGUUGUUUCACCUGUAGUUCUUAUUGGCUCUUAAAGUUAUUUCUUUUCUUCUGAUCGGCCUUUGAGAUUAGUCUGAUUUUGCUUUUAGUCAUUCAAUCAAAAAGCGCUAUGGUAGAUAGGCUCGAUCUCCCUCGUGUCCGGUCUUCGCUCCACCCCGAGGGGAGGAGCGCGGGCUCAUAUUCCCGAGCCUAUCUGAUACACUGUACACUUAUACACUGAUACACUAUCUAUCCCGAUAUAAUCGAGCCUAUCUGAUACACUGUAUAAUUCAUUGGGCUCAAAUAAUAUCCUUCUCAUCAUAUUUCAACUUCAGAAUCAACAUGGAGACACCACAUGGAAGUGGAUAAUGAUUUCAUCUAUGUUGAUUUAAUGGAUACAGCUGGAGAGGUAAACCAUCGGGAAACUUUUCAUUACUAACAACUCAGUUUGAAUUAUCCAGUCUUGAAUCAAUUAUGAAUUGAAAAAAAGUAAUAAUAACAAAGAGUUACUUUGGUGGAGCAGUGAAAAACUAAAGUAACGGAAUUUGUUGAGCAAAUAAAUAAAUAAGUAGAACGUUUUCUUUUAUCAGGUUGUUUUAACUUACUACUGCCGUUGGAAUAAAUCAUUUUCUCGAUUAAUUUCUAAUGACUCUAGAUGCAUUAUCAAUUUGUUUCAUUCGAAUAGUAUGAGCAACAGACAGACAGAGGCAUCUGAGCUGCAGUCUGAAAAAUCAUUUUCAAAAUUUUUAAAAAGUUUGCUUAAAUCAAAUGCACACUUAAAGGUGAAAUAAAAAUACAACGUUUCGUGUGUAAAUCAAAGUGAACUGGAGCGUCAGAUGUAAACAAGAGAGAUAGUCUUAAGCUUGACAGGCUUGGCGUAAGAUCCUCCCACUCUUAGUCAACAAAAAGUGAUAUCUCCCGAAUUUCAAUACCUUAUCAGCUUUUUUUUCCUACUUUGCAGAAUUCAGAAGUAAAGUUGAACAAUUGCCUCACUCGUGGAGACAUAUUCCUCGUAUUAUACUCCAUCACCGAUCGCUCGAGUUUCCACGAAGCUGGUCGUAUUGGAAGACAUAUCCGGAGACGAAAAACAAACGGAAAUUCGGUGAUGAUAAUUCUUAUUGGUACAAAAAGAGAUUUAGAACAUUUUCGAGAGGUGGAUGAAACAGAAGGCAGCGAUUUGUCUCAAGAACUUGAAUGUCCGUUUUACGAAAUUUCAGUUGCUUCAAGCGACGGAUACAAAGAGGUGUCGGAGAUGCUCUCAGGAUCGGUCAGACAGUACUUACGGCAUGAAAAAAUCGGCUCUAAUGAUAAACGGAACCAGCCUUCUUCGUUGUCGAAGAUGAAAGAAGGACUGAUAAAGAAGACGGGAUCUUUUCGUAGGAAAUCUGUGACGUUUUGAGUUGUAAAGGUGGUGCAUUUUAGCUUUACGGGGCGGAUUGAUGCAAAAGUUUUGAGGACCACAACAACAAGAAACUGUUUUAGUUCUCCGUCUAUUGUGGUCUUGACGGAAGAUCUGCCUGGGCGAGCCUUAACGCCGGAAAAUCAUCUCCAACGAAGAUGCCCCCUUUAGCUUCACUGUGAAGUGACUUUAUCUUCCUCGCGUUCAUUAAGCCUCAUUCUGAGACAUCAGGAAUAGUCAUUUUCUACACCAUGUUUGUGAGACAUAGAGUAAAUACUCAGGAAUGACGCUCGACGAAUCCCGCUAUGAUUACGACAAGCGUGCGUUCGUGAUACUUAUCGACGGAUACUCUUGACGUAAUAUCAGGACACGUGCGCACGCGAUAAAAAGGAAGUGCUAAAUAAACUAAUGAGUAGAAAAAGUUAUUGUAUAAAGUUAAUCGCUCAAGACUUUAAAACGACUUUAAAACUAGCAAACACGAAGGUGACGUUCCACAGAACCUACUUACGUGACUCAUAAGUUUUCUACCGUGUGAUGAUCAUCCAUAGAAAAGAAUAAAUAGAGUGUUUCCAGAACCA
Messenger RNA from Pocillopora meandrina, 4568 nucleotides. Lineage: Eukaryota; Metazoa; Cnidaria; Anthozoa; Scleractinia; Pocilloporidae. The record is from the annotation of a GenBank genome assembly.